AUGCCGGUCCGUGCUGAGAACGUGGGCAUCAAAGCCAUCGAAAUCUACAUUCCGAGCAGAUGCAUCAAGCAAGAUGAUCUCGAAAAAUUCAUGGGCGUCAGCCCUGGCAAGUUUACCAAGGGCUUGGGGCAGACGAAGAUGAGUUUCUGUGAUGAUCGGGAAGACAUGUACUCGCUAGCCUUGACGGCCGUUUCAUCGCUGAUGCGCAAGUACGACAUCGACCCAAUGUCCAUUGGCCGUCUCGAAGUGGGAACCGAGACUCUGAUGGACAAGUCCAAGUCCUGCAAGUCAGUCCUGAUGCAGCUUUUCCCGAACGGCGACAUUGAGGGCGUCGACACAUACAACGCAUGCUACGGCGGCACCAAUGCACUGUUCAACGCCGUCAACUGGGUCGAAUCGUCUGCCUGGGACGGGCGCGAUGCCAUCGUCGUCGCCGGGGACAUUGCGCUAUAUGCCGAGCCCAGUGCCCGGCCCACCGGUGGCGCCGGUUGUGUGGCCAUGCUCGUCGGGCCAGAUGCGCCGCUGGUGCUCGAGCAAGGCACGCGCGCCUCCUUCAUGAAGCACACGUAUGACUUCUACAAGGCCGACUUCAGCGCCGAGUACCCCAUCAUCGAUGGCAAGCACUCAAUCGACUGCUACCUCGAGGCUCUCGACGCGUGCUACCGCACGUACCAAGCAAAGAAGAAGGCCUCCGAAUCCACCCUCGGCCACGGCACCAUCCAAAACGGCGUGCACGCGAACGGUGCCCAUGCCAACGGCACCCACACCAAAGGAGCGGUGACCAACGGCGCGUCCGCCAACGGCACCCACACGAACGGAACGUCCUCCAACGGGACCCUCCACGCCAACGGCACCCACACCAACGGCGCCCUCCACACCAACGGCACCGCAGCCGCCCCGCCGCCCCUCCCGCUCGACACCUUCGACUACAUGGUCUUCCACGCCCCAACCUGCAAGCUCGUCGCCAAGUCAUACGCGCGACUCCUGCACAACGACCACCUCGCGCAGCCGACGCACCCGGCGUUCUCCGCCAUCGCCUCGCAACUGGAAAACAGCUCCGACCCAGCCUGGACGCGCGCGCGCGAGACGGCCUUCAUGGGGCUCUCGGCGGAGCGCUUCGCGGCGCGGGUGGCGCCGGGGACGGUGGUGCCGGCCAACUGCGGGAACAUGUACACGGCGAGCGUGUACGGCGGGCUGGCGGGGCUGGUGGGGAGCGUGGCGGGCGGGGAGUUGAUGGGGAAAAGGAUCGGGGUCUUCAGUUAUGGGAGCGGGAUGGCGAGUUCGAUGUUUGGGGUGAGGGUGAGGGGGCAGGUGGCGGGGAUGGCGGAGAGGCUGGCCAUCGGGGAGAGGUUGGAGGCGAGGAGGGUGGUUCGGGUCGAGGAGUAUGAGAAGGCGUGCGCCUUGCGGGAGGAGAGCUAUCAGAAGCCGGGUCGGGAGCCGGCGGGGGAUGUUGAGUCACUGCUGCCUGGCACGUAUUACUUGGCGCACGUGGAUGAGAAGUUUCAGCGUACGUACCAGGUCAGGUAG
Molecule: messenger RNA, 1527 nt
Organism: Diplodia corticola
Lineage: Eukaryota; Fungi; Ascomycota; Dothideomycetes; Botryosphaeriales; Botryosphaeriaceae
Product: hydroxymethylglutaryl-synthase
Exons: 4
Coding region: 1-1527 (508 amino acids)
Biological process (GO): acetyl-CoA metabolic process; ergosterol biosynthetic process
Molecular function (GO): hydroxymethylglutaryl-CoA synthase activity
Source: RefSeq, a predicted model, not a curated record